This is a messenger RNA of Acanthopagrus latus (yellowfin seabream), 2534 nucleotides long. It is a transcript of the gene hapstr1b, whose product is annotated as UPF0472 protein C16orf72 homolog. The record is from RefSeq and is a predicted model, not a curated record. NCBI's taxonomy places the organism in Eukaryota, Metazoa, Chordata, Actinopteri, Spariformes, Sparidae. The transcript has 4 exons. The coding region runs from base 217 to 1008 and encodes 263 amino acids.
CUUUACACUGGGCGUGUGGGCGGAAUUCAAAAUGUUCACAAUGCGGCUCUAACGGGAAUUGUGUCUUCUCCUUUUCUAUAGAGUUUAAGGGUCGCGGAACGUAUUUCUCGUAUAGAAUACAAGGGAAAGGCAGCGAAGUAUCUCGGGAAACCAAACAAUCCACCAUUUCACACGAAGUCUAGCUUAAAAGCUAAUAGCUAACGCCUAAGGUUAGCUAUGGAGGAGAGGAAGGAGGAGAGAGAAGCGGAGAUCCAGGAGCACGGCCCCGAACACUGGUUCUCCAAGUGGGAACGGCAGUGCUUAGCAGAGGCCGAACAGCGUGAUCCAACCGAGGAGGAGACGGAACAAAGUCAGCAGCAACUGUGGCACCUCUUUCAGAACUCCGCUACCGCGGUAGCACAGCUCUACAAAGAUCGAGUAUGUCAGCAGCAGGGACUUUCUCUCUGGGUGCCCUUCCAGAAUGCUGCCACAGCUGUAACUAACCUGUACAAAGAGAGUAUGGAGGCUCACCAGCGGAGCCAUGACCUGGGCAUCCACUUGGGUUACCAGCGUAGGAAUAAGGAUGUGAUUGCAUGGGUUAAGAAACGCAGAAGAACUAUCAGGCGCGAGGACCUCAUCAGCUUCCUGUGUGGCAAAGUACCACCUCCACGGACAGCUCGUGCCCCACCCAGAGUUGCCAUGGUGUCCGCGAGCCGGCCAUCAGCCCCAGAGACCGGCAGCUCAGUGGAGACUGACCUGCAGCCUUUCAGGGAGGCCAUAGCGCUGCACGGCCUUAGUGGUGCCAUGGCAAGCAUUUCUGUGCGUUCUGGUCCUCCUGGUUCCCCGACUCACCCUGCCCAGUCCCUCAGUCGUCGCAGGAAUGGUCUUCACGACGUGGACCUCAACACCUUCAUCGCGGAGGAGAUGGCACUUCACUUGGAUUCCACAGCCAACCGUAAACGAGGCCCCGCCCCCUGUAGUGAUGUCAUCACAGACUCGCCUACUCAUAAACGUAACAGGAUGCUCUGAACUUUUCCUACGCCACUAAUCCCUCCUCUGUCCUCUCCUCGGUGGCCGACUGGACAGCUGAUGAGGACUGAUGCCUUGGCCAACCAUUGAAAUCUUCCUCCUUUUCAUCUUAGUUGCAAUGCUACAAAUAAAAGAACUUAACUAUUACCAACUUGACACAUUUCUCCCCCUUUAUUUUUCUUUCGUCCCCCUCUGUUGUCUCACUUAUCCGCUCCAGAGAAGUGUUCUGUUGUUUUUCCAGAGAAAUAUUCGUUCCUGUUUAGUUGCCCUCAGUAGAUCUGAUACCUAAGUGAGCACACGUGACACUCGAAAUCAUUAUAUUGCAGAAUGUUGCGUUUAGACUUUGUUUAUUUGGCUGGGCGCCUUCGUGCUUCACAUCCGCUAAUCAGACGAGUCGGGCUGUUGCUUACUGUUUGCAGUUCUCCUUCCCUCACUGUCGAGCGUACUUUCCCCCCUCCUCCUCUGUGGAGUGCUGGCCAAACCAGACUGGACUGAAACCUGCACUCUUCAGGAGUUUGAACCACCUCCCUGCCGUGUGGCUUGACUCAAAAAGCUUGUCAGCGUGUGUUUCUCAUUCUGCUGCUGCUUUGUGUGUUUGCGUUUCUGACAGCAGAACUGCCACUUACUGUGUUGUACUUGUCUUUGCCUUUGAGAAAGCUGCUACAGUAUCUCUGGUUUUUGUGCAACGGUGAGUGAGUGAAUGGGUGUGUGUGUGUGUGUGUGAAUGUGUGUGUUUGUGGAUGUGGAUGCAGGGUUCUGGCAAAUCCAGCACCCACUUGAACAAGUUAUUUCCUGUUUUACUUAAAUUCAUCCUAUGUUUUCCUUAGUUGCUCCUUGCAGCCUAAACCAGGGUUUUAUCACAAAGCAGGUCUGUCAGUGUCCACAGAUGUCACAUGUCGACACUGUGAGUAGCGGUGAGGUAAUAAAAGAUGGUAAAGGAAGUUGUAUUUUCGACAAAGAUUUUCUUUGCCUAAGUAACCUUACCCUGCAUUGUUAAUUUGCCGAAACACGUGUAACCCAUAGUAUUGUCGUGUUUACAAUUAAUCCAUUCGCACUGUUUCCCUCUCAGCAUCAUGACUGGCUGAGUACAGGUUCUUGCAUUCUUUGCUGAAAAAGCAGUCACAGUGUUUCAAAGCUUGCAUUUACCUAAUUAAUGUUUACAUUUGCCCCGUUGACAAAAACAUAAAGUGUUGCAUUGUCAUCUUUUCGUCUCUUGUACUGAAAGAGUCACAACACUUAUGAUUUCAGCUUUAAACCUUAAAUGACAAGGGGGGGGGGGUGUCUGAUGGAGAAGGGAGGCUGUGAUAUUUUAUUUUGUUUAGCCAACUCAAUGAUGGGCGUGAUGGUUCAGCGAGGCUGUGGGGCUCUUGUUUUGCAAAUUUCACACUGCUUUGUGAUACAAUCUUGUGUAGUGUGUGUAAAUAACAUGUAGGUGCUGUUAUAUGUGGUACAUAUUGUAAAAAGAAGUGCAAAUCCAUCGGGAUGUCCAUGUACAAUUCUGACAUUAAAGAAAAUACAAGCGUUUA